This is a messenger RNA of Anopheles arabiensis, 1671 nucleotides long. RefSeq lists its product as uncharacterized. The record is from RefSeq and is a predicted model, not a curated record. The coding region runs from base 166 to 1644 and encodes 492 amino acids. Gene Ontology annotation, molecular function: protein binding. Lineage: Eukaryota; Metazoa; Arthropoda; Insecta; Diptera; Culicidae. The transcript is spliced from 2 exons.
AACAAGAAGUGUUCCACCGAAUCAUUUGUGGAAGAGCCUCUACCGGCAAAUUGCGCAUUAACACCAGCAGAACCUAGCGCUAGAGAUUCGUAACUCUUGUUAUUGGAUGAAACUGUUCAGAUUUGCCGCGAUUUACAAUCCAAGCGUGAAAAAAGUAAAAGUGAAAUGGAUCGAUCUGAUGCUGUUUCUCCUUUAACUGAGCUGCCCCCAGAGCUAAUUUAUUCCAUUUUCGAAUAUCUUGAUCUCUGGUCGUUGAAAGCAGUUUCACUAACAUGCCAUAGACUGGGGGAAAUGUUUUCUGACUACUGUGCUCGUCGGCUGGUGCUGAGCAUCCGUGAUAAAAGAACAUGCUUUAUAGCCCAUCCAUCCUUGAGAGUAAUUGCUAAAAAGGUGGAAGAGGCAACCAUUUUGCUAGAGAGUACAAAACGUCGCUAUCGCCGAGUUCAUCUCGAUGUGCAGUAUGAUCCUAAGACUGGUAGCAUCGAUCAUAUGCAAGCCGUACUCGACAAGAUUCUAGCAGUGCGCUUGAUGCAGGAUCUGGUCGAACUGAAGCUUGAAUUAUCAUCGGUAUCAGAGAAUAUGGCAGUACAGUUGACGCACACGGUGACUAAGAUGGACAGCCUGAAGGAGCUAGUCAUCCGUGAAGGGAAAAGUAACAAUCCAUCCGCUGUCUGUCAGCUGUACGUUGUCAACCGUUCGCUACAUAAGCUGACGUUGGUCUAUAUUUGGCCCGGCACGAUUAAUUGUCCCAAUUUGCGAUCCCUGGAAGUAGUGGCGAAAAUAGAUGUAGAAACCAUUUUAGGCAAACAGUAUGCACUGCAUGGUAACGAGGAACCGUACUGGAAGUUGAAGCAUCUGAAAGAGUUUGUCAUUCAUUCACAAUUUGUCGAACAUGAAACUGUUUCCGGUAACUCCCGGAAACAAACAGUGGCCUAUAGGAGUAUGUUUUAUCGGCACUUAACACAGCUUAAGAAAUUGCAUAUUUUCUUUUUCACGCUACCAGAUGAGGUGCUGCAGGCCAUCGGCGAAUCAUGCGUCCAACUGGAGAACCUGUCGGUCGCGCACCUGCUCAGUUCCAAUCCGGAAUUAUUGCGGUCUUUAUCGAAUCUAGUUAACCUGCGACAGUUGGUAUUAUCAGGGUCUAAUUGCGGUGUAUUAUUCGAUUGCUUUUGCUUGCCCUAUCUGAAUAGACUUAUUAUCAACUGUAACAUUGACUGGCCAUCGUUAGCGAGACUUCAAUCGAUUAAGUCGCUUAUGAUAAAACUCGAACCCUCUAACGUGAAUCAAAUAUGUGAUCUUUUUGUUCGACAUGUGCGUCAGCUACGAUUUUUAUGGUUGCAGUUUGAAAUUGGUUUAAACAUCCGCCAGUGGUACCGAGAAAUAUUCGCAGCGCUCAGUAAGCUUCCUGAGCUGGAAAUGCUUGCAUUACAAACCGUUGCAGAAUUGGAUUACCUCCAAGAAAUGGUACCAUUAGAAAAGCUCACCCGGCUCGUUGUAUACGACACUCUACCGAGAGGACAGCCGGUUUUGCCGGUCGAUGUUGCAAAACGAGUCCCCAAAGUAGAUAGAAUCGAUGUUCCUUCCUCAGAACAGUUUAGCAAAGAAAUGAUACAUCACUUUGGGAGUAAUAUUUACGUAGCUUAGUUUAGUUUGAAGCCUCAAUGAAUGAGA